AAUUUUGUCAAGUCGUCGAUCGUCGAUGGUAUCUGCUUUGGAGCAGAAACUGCUGUAAAGAAAUAUUGCGGGAAAUCAACAAAAUGUUUAAGGCGAAGAGUAUUUCUGCAGAACACAAGGAUUUGAUACAUGAUGUUGCAUUUGACUUUUAUGGUCAACGAAUGGCCACAUGUUCCAGUGAUCAGAGUGUACAGGUAUGGGAUCUAGGAGAAGAUGGAGAAUGGCACUGCACAGCUAGUUGGAAGACACACAGUGGGUCUGUUUGGAGAGUAACAUGGGCGCAUCCAGAGUUUGGACAGGUCUUAGCAUCAUGCUCUUUUGAUAGAACUGCAGUUGUAUGGGAGGAGAUGGUUGGAGAUUCAAAGCCAAAUGAGAGAGGGAAACAUCACUGGGCUCAGCGAGCAAUGCUUGUAGACAGCAGAACGUCUGUCUCAGAUGUCAAAUUUGCACCUCAUCAUCUUGGCCUUCAAUUAGCAACGUGCUCAGCAGAUGGGAUUGUUAGGAUAUACGAAGCACCUGAAGUUACAAAUUUAGCCACAAUGAAUUUACAGACAGAACUACAGACCAAACUUAGUUGUAGCUGUUUAUCAUGGAAUCCUUCAAGAGUGCAUCCACCCAUGAUAGCUGUUGGUAGUGACAGCUCUGACCCCUCAGGAGGAGGUAAAGUUCAAAUCUAUGAAUACAAGGAAAAUGAAAGAAAAUGGCAGAAGAUUGACACACUGAAUGUGAUCACAGAAGCAGUCCAUGAUCUAGCCUUCUCUCCAAACCUAGGUAGAUCAUAUCACAUGUUAGCUGUAGCAACCAAAGAUGUUCGCAUCAUGACUCUUAAACCAAUGAGGAGAGAUCAGUUUGUGGGUUCAACAAGAAUUGAGAUCAGACAAGCAGCUCAACUGGUAGACUUCAAACAGAGUCAGGUAUGGAGAGUAAGUUGGAAUGUGACAGGUACUAUCUUAGCUGCCUCCAGUGAUGAUGGAUAUGUCAGAUUAUUUAAAGCCAACUACCUUGACAACUGGAAGUGUAUCCAAGAGCUGAAGGGUAGCGACGGAGGCCCCUCACCUGCCCUGAUGACCGGGGUUCAUUCCAGGCAAGACUACCCCUCCCACAGGGGGCGCAACACCAGCAGUGGUACCAACCAGCAGCAGAACGGUGCCGGUGCCACCCGGGAACCGAACGCACCACUGGGAGGUCGUAGCAGGUACCCUUUCAUGACCUUGUGAUUGUGACCUUUGCCACAUCCCAUCCCACAGAGUACCUCAUAGCUUUAAUAUCAAAACUCAUCGUCAUGGAAACAAUGUGAAAUUGUUGGUUGCUUGCCAGAACUCCAUGGGAUUGAUACUUGGUCUAGGACAGGUUGGUCUAAUACCAGAUGGUCUAAGCCUCAAAUCAUGUAACACUACUAUGGCUAGUUCAACCAGGUUAAGUCCAAACUAGAACAAGCAUUUUACCCUACACUUCCAUGAAAUGCUGCAUAUCAUCCUCAUUCAAUUUUCCUGACAAAGAUACCGUACCAAACUUAGAUUAAUCGAAAUUCAUUUGACAGUUACAUUAUCAUUUUCAUUUCAAAAUUAAUUUUGGGGUCUUUUCUCAUGAAUGGAUUAAUAAAAUGUGUACAUGAUGAAUAGGUUUGAAACUGGUACUCCAUGAAAAUAGCAAAGUUAACCUACAGAUGAUUAAUCAAGUUGUUAAGAAUGGCAACCACUUUGUCAAUAUGAUAUUAGUUUAAAGGUAAAAGAAAGUAGUUGCAUCAAAUAAUUAUUUCAUGAGAAAAUCUUUUAAAUCAAGGUUAAUUGUCAAGAUAUUAUCAUAUAUCUAGAUCUGGUACAUCAAUGUAAACUUAUCUUUGUGAAAUCAUGAAAUCUUAGCUCAAAAUCGAUAAUUCUGAUGAUCACUAACGCAGAAAGGCAUAUGUGGGACAGUGUAUUAAUAUUACUUGGGGAAAAAAUACCAGACAUUUGAUGGAAUUCCAUGCUUAUUUUUGCUUUUUUUUCUCGGCAAUUACACAUUUUCUUCCAGAGCCAUUUGGCACAUAUUUUUUUAUAUAUACAUACAAACACUUGGGUGAUCUUUUUACUAGAUUCUUUUUUUUUUUACUAAUUUUUUUGAUCAUUACCAAAACUGGUAUUUAUCUUUAAUUUAGUCAUCACUUGGCUAAAUACUCAUGUUGGCUUAUUGUGAGUAUGAUAGAUGGGACUUGUUUUAGACCAUGUGGGUUGAUGAAAUGGGAUUAGGCCAAACGGGAAUUAGACUAGGUUUGAUUAGACCAAGUGGAAAUGCCUAAAAACUAUUACAGUUCUGUCAACUCUUUAUGAUUUCCAACUGCAUUCCUGAGUGUACAAAAACAUGAACAACAAUUUUUAACCCCUCUGUUCCUGAUCUUUUGUUCUCCUGCAAUGAAUGUGGGAAUAUUCUUAUUUUGACGACCCUUCAAUUAUUUUUGUGUCCAUUUCACGGUCAUAGAAUCGACAGGUAUAUCAUUUCCGUCAAUAAGAAUAGCUUUUCUUGUCUGCAGCCAAUGAUAUAUUCUGUUAUGUGUGUUGACAUUGUUUAUAUGUCUCAUUUACAUUUAAACAUGCAGCAGCUUUAGUAUUACGUGCUAUGCAAUAUGCUGGAUAUAUGUAUGCUACAAAAAUACAAGUACACAUUUGACACUUUCAUGAAGUGUGCCAUGAUUCAUGCAAUAUAACAAUUUGAUUCAAUUGCAUCAUUUGAAUUCUGUUGCUAAGUAAAUAUUGCCAUUUUGUCAACCAGGAUAGAAAUGAUUUUCUCAAUUUUUGCUCUCUUAUCUCAGUAGUUAUCACUGUACGCUUGGUAAAGAUCUCUUGUUCAUAACAUUUUUUGUCAACAUGGGGGGGGGGGGGUAAAUUGCGUUUGAGGUUAAGGUUUAGAAUGAUAUUAGUCAUGGCCAGAGUAUGAUUCAUGAAAACUUUCUUUACCUGUGAUUAUGAAUGAGCCCCCCCCCCCCCCGCCAUCCUUUGUACGAUACCAGUAGUCUUCAAGCACAGACUCAUAUUUGUCACUUUAACUAAAACAAUGUCUAGAAUGAAGACUAGACUCCAAAGUCUCUCUCUGUGUCAAAUAAGAGCCAGCCACAGUGCAUAGUGAAUCUAGUCUCACUACUUCAGACUCUGCUUUAUGCACUUUGCAAAAUUGCGAAAACCAAGGGUCUGUGCGUACAGACUACGAUACCAGUACCAACAUGCAAAUCUUCAAAGAUAUUUUAAUAUUAUGGUUUGUCUUGAAGUUAUGACCCAUGACCAUAGAUUAUUAAAAUUAUUUUUUCUGGUAUACUCCUGUCUUGCUUUAUGCUGUGUUUAUCAUCUCACAUGGAAAGAAAAUGUGUUUCUCCUUUAUAGAGGGAGGGCAAAUAACCCAGUCAGUGAAAAUAUGCCAUGUGGGCACAAUCACUGAAUGCUUUUAGAGCUUUCAAUUCACAGUAGUUCAGUAAGACACUGCACUUCUCAGCAUGGUUGAUUAAGGAAUUCAGCUUAAAUAUAUUCAAGCCAAUGCUUACUGCGCAGGAGAAUAUUGUUACCUGAAAUGGGAAAAAAAGGCCAUAUAUUUCUCUCUAUCUCUCUCUCUCUAUAUAUACAUUUAUAUAUGAUAAUGAAAUACUUCUGCACAAUCCUCGCAAAUGAGAGAAAAUAAUAAUAAUAAAUAUUAUUAUUGAGAUGUAGGGUUUUAGAGGCGCAAAUAUAUUUUGACGCCUGACGAGGUUGUUUCAAAGAGACAAAAUAUUAAAACUGAUUUUUAACGUGCAUGCCUAUGAAAACCAUCCAAUAUUGAAAAUAUUGGACGAAAUGAAUAUUUUGCCCCUCCCACAAGAUUAUCAUUGGUUAAUAAAUGAUUGUGCGCAUGAAGCUAUUGUUACAUCACAAUGAAAUUGCAUUGCGUAUUAGUUGCCAGGUGUGGUAAAGGAGCGUCAAUUUAUUGAAUUCAAAUGCGCUUGCACUAUACGCUAGCGCAUCUUGAUUUCUUCUUUAAAAAUGACAAUGGUGCCAUGCUCAUGAUUUACAGGAUUGCCAUAAACAUGAUGGUUACUACAAACAAUUGUUGUUUUUCUUUAUUACUUUAUGUUUAGCUUUGUGGGGGAAUCUAAAUAAUAAUAAUAAUAUUGGAUGACCAAUUUUCGUGGGAUGUGUAGAAAUAUUGUUACUCGCUGAAGAACAAUAUUGGAUUCGUCUCCGACUCAUCCAAUAUUGUUCUUCAGCUCGUACAAUAUUUCUUCGCAUCCCACUCUAUUUUUUGUAUUCAUUCUUUGCUUCUUCGCUUUAUGUAUACAAACUUACUUUUUCUCAAUCUGUAUCUGUAUCUGCUUUUUCAUAUCCGCAAUCAAAUUUAGGAAGUUGUUUCUUACCAUGUAUAGUGCGUAGAUUGCCUUAAAGAAUUCAAUUUCAUUUUUAUUCUUUGUAACUGUUGUCUGAUAGUAAAUAACUAUAUCGUUGGCUUUCUGCAAGAAGGGACUUAGCGUGCACAUGCGCAAAACGUACAUUUUCAAGAAAACGCAAAUUAUGUUUUGACCUUAUUUUCGUGCUUUUAGCAGCUAGUGUAUUAUUUUCUGUCCUAAUUCUUAAACUUUCUGACAAAGCAAGAUUUUUUCUUAAUUGAUAUUUUGUGAUUUUAUUUAGAACACUCCAAAUGCAUUCUGAUCUCAAGAAUGAAUACCGUACUCCCUUUUUCCAGGAAGAAAAAUACGCAAUCCACUGAUCAAGUACCCAGAAAAAAGUCGCUAAAGCGAAUGUGCAAUCCAGUUCUCAGAAAAAAGGAGGCAUGUAUGUGCAUAAAGCAUGUUGGAAUGUUUUUGCUUAUUACGUCAUAAUGACGUCACAUUUAGGUUCGAGAAUGGUACCAGAAAAAAGUUCAUGACAUGCUUUUCCAAUUCAGC
Molecule: messenger RNA, 4882 nt
Organism: Lytechinus pictus (painted urchin)
Lineage: Eukaryota; Metazoa; Echinodermata; Echinoidea; Temnopleuroida; Toxopneustidae
Product: nucleoporin SEH1-like
Exons: 12
Coding region: 84-1217 (377 amino acids)
Biological process (GO): cellular response to amino acid starvation; positive regulation of TORC1 signaling
Cellular component (GO): Seh1-associated complex; nuclear pore outer ring
Molecular function (GO): protein binding; structural molecule activity
Source: RefSeq, a predicted model, not a curated record